GAGAAGUCUGAACACCACUACUUGCGACGUUGGCAGAUAUGGGGUAAGGAGACCAAUCCAACAAAGCAAACUCCCGCACAAGAAUGGGAUGGUCCAUCGCAAGGAUGGGGUGCUCCACCCGUGCAAUAUGGUUGGCAACCAUAUGACCCAUCAUCUAUUCAGCCUGUGCUACCCCGCGAGGACGUCGAUAAUUACUUUUACCUCAACGUCCGGUACACUAACCGGGACGCGGAACCUGAUGUAGUAUUCAGUCAUUUCAGCAGCACCUUGAUUGACUUCUUACGGUCUGUGAUUUCCGAGUAUCUUCCUCUGCAAAUCUUCAUCCCAUCUUCUUAGCAUGGCUAUUGGCGACGAAUUUUUCGACCAAAAUCCGGACUCGCCUCUCACUCACUUUGUCUUCAAACUCGAUGAGCUCAAGGCCCACCUUUCGGAUGCACGUUCAGCUUUGUCUAAUCAUUCAGGAGAGGAGUUGAAGACAAAAGCGCACGAUCUUGGCCGCUUAGAUUCGCUAAGCACGCAAAGCACAGAACAAGAUGCCCAGCAGUACCUCGAGGAACUCGUUAAUCAAUUGGACGUUCUCAUACCUUUGGUUGAGAAAGAGUUCGAGCCCAUAUCCAAGCGCCUAGAAUUAGAGCUAUCUUAUGGCCACAUCUCAUUUGAUCUUCUCAUAUACUACUUCAAGAAAGGAGGGAAAUACCAUUACGAGUCUUGGGGCGAAAAGCUGGCCUUUGUACUAGAUGGCACAAGCAUGGACUCGUCUUUUCGUAUCCUUAACAUUAAUGGCCAUGGUAUGAUGUGGGAUGGCCAUGAAUACGUCCACGACACUAGAGUUGUUGACAUUCCUCGUUACUCCGGGACAAAGGCAUUAUCUGAUCUUCAGUGCAAAAUCAUGCAAGAUGAUGUACACAAUGAACUGACUGAGCGCGGAAGAUUGUAUGCUGCUGUGUCAGGUGUUCAUUUCAAGUCAUAUGAUGGCCGCCGUGUGGUCAUUGAUGAAAAUGGCUAUUGUGGCAGAGACCCAGAGUCUUCACGUGAUUAUGAUGAUUACGUUCCACCGCGUUCAAAUAGAUACCGCGCGACACCUCCACCUGUACCUGGUUAUGGUGAUGCACGUCCUGAUUCCCCUUACGCCGGUGACAACUCGGGACAGAAAUCUUUAGAGUUCCCAGAAGACCAACUGUACCUUCUACCAGUGAAAGUACAUGGAUUCGAUAUCCGUGACAAGACUUGGGAGACGAUUGAUGUUCGUAAACUUGAGGAGAUCCAUUUCGAUGAACAUGCUUGGGACCAUCUCGUUCUUAAUAAAGCGACAAAGGCUCUUAUCAAAGGGCUCGUCAAUGUCACAAAGACGACCAACGCAACCGGGGAAGUGUUCUCUGAUGUCAUUACUGGGAAAGGUGGAGGAAUGAUUGCGCUCCUACACGGUCCGCCUGGGACAGGCAAAACACUGACAGCAGAGGCUGUGGCUGAACACCUGAAACGACCACUCUACGUUCUCAGUUCACUUGAGCUUUCGACUACACCCGCUACGUUGGAGAAAAAGCUGGGUGAUGUUCUGAGGCUUGCAACGACAUGGGAUGCAGUCGUCCUCAUUGACGAAGCCGAUGUAUUUCUGGAGCAAAGGAGUCUUCAUGAGUUGGAGCGCAACGCCCUCGUUUCUGUUGCUCUUCGGGUCCUCGAGUACCAUCGCGGUGUCCUUUUCUUGACUACCAAUCGUAUCCAGGCCUUUGAUGAAGCCUUCCUAUCCCGGUUUUCCAUUGCCGUGAAGUACCCAGAGCUGGAUGUUGAUGCCCGUUUGACCAUCUGGCGAAAGUUCUUUGAGCUUGCUGGGUGUGAACUGUGGGGCGGCAGUGGACAGCCUGGAGACGGACGGCAGAGCCCGGACGAGUUUGUCAAACUUGAAGGACAAGAGCCGCAGUGCUAUGUUUCGCUUGCUGACCUGAAGGAACUGGCUGCGAAGCCUUUCAAUGGCCGCACUAUCAAGAAUCUUGUGCGGACCGCGCAAGCGUUGGCCAUGUCAUCGGACGAACCGCUUUCCCUUGAACACGUCAAGGUUGUGGUUGAAGCGCAAGAGAAAUUCUUGACCGAGUUUGCGAAAAUCAAGUUAUGACCGAACGUCACGUUAUGACUGUGAUCUUUGGUUAUCAUGUAACAAGUAGUCAUGUUGUUUU
Molecule: messenger RNA, 2171 nt
Organism: Suillus subaureus
Lineage: Eukaryota; Fungi; Basidiomycota; Agaricomycetes; Boletales; Suillaceae
Product: P-loop containing nucleoside triphosphate hydrolase protein
Exons: 22
Coding region: 338-2110 (590 amino acids)
Molecular function (GO): ATP hydrolysis activity; ATP binding
Source: RefSeq, a predicted model, not a curated record